Messenger RNA from Cladocopium goreaui, 1350 nucleotides. NCBI's taxonomy places the organism in Eukaryota, Dinophyceae, Suessiales, Symbiodiniaceae. The record is from the annotation of a GenBank genome assembly.
AUGUUACUCUUUGAUCAUCUCUUUGAAUGUUGCGUUUUGCUGGUCGGUUUGCGCCUCUCUGGUGAUGUCGCUUGGGACCACUCUUUGCAAUCAUUGCCGUGGCUGAGAACAAUCACGCCAUGGAUUUGUAUGUCCUUGGAGGAGCUUCACGAGUAUGCUCUCAUGAUGUGCAGUCGCUUCAGUGAUGAUGUGGAGCGUCAGAUUACGAUUAACAUGGAAUUCUGUAACAUCACCAGAGGACCGCCUUGGUCUGCCUUCACGGCUGAUGUUUUGGCCUGGCUACGAAAAGUUUGGAAUGGUUUAGUGACAUCUCGCUUGCUUGGAUAUGGAUGUCCCUUUUCGGAUACGGAGCUGUCUUGGGAACUGCCAGAUCGAGACACUGUUUGUCACAUGGCUGUUUCGGGAAGACGCGUAGUGUUUCAGCCUUGGUUUGCCGACAAGAAGUAUCACUUGGAUGGUGCUUUGAACUAUGUUUCUUUCAUGUCCUCGCAGAGAUUGGCACCUCAUGAGCCACCCAGCUUCGCGUCUGUGCAGUUGCCGCAAAUCAUGGAAUCUUUGGGUUUGGUACCGGUCGAGACUUCCCGGACCGAAUUUGCGCUCUCCUUUUAUGGCGCUGAUCCCAUUCUACUGGACUCAUCCGGGGAUGAGAUGUGUGUUGCAGACACAGUGCAUCCGGAGACUCCUCGUCCUGCAGAUGAUGUGCUGCGAAGUUGGCGCUAUGUCUAUGGCUGUGAUGCUUGGUUAUUUUUCUUAGGACACUUUUUGUUUGGUCGGGGGGAACUGUUCCUGCUUCCCUUUUUCUUUAUGUCUUUUUUCUAUGGCCUUGCUCAGGAGACUUCACUGUCUCCGAGUCGUCCUGAUGACAGUCCAUACACAAGACGUUUGAAGCGUUGGAAGUCAGUUUGGCAAGGCGCUGAAUUCAGCGAUUCAUCAGCCAGUCGCACCGCUUCUUCUUCUUCAAACCAGAUUCCGGGCCAUGCGCGUGAAACUCGCGCGAUGUCUCUGUUGGAGAGAGCAAGUCUCUUUGAGAAUCGUGAGUCUGAUCGUUCUCAGCACCGUUCACAGCAAGCUGCUUCACAUGAAGCGCCACCAAAAUUCAAAUGGGGUGAGUGUACCUGUGGCUACUCAGUGUGCCCAUGGGUGUUCAAAACUGGCAAGAUGAGGGGUGAAUUGCGGCUGGUUUGCCGAGGCUUUCUCAAGAGAUGGACAGCAGAUGGCAAACCGUUGUGCUGGAACCAUUACGAGUUCCCUAUGGAGCGUUACCAUGAAAUUUCGAAGUCUUUGAAGAUGCUCUACCAAGAUUUGCAAAAUGUCAUGCAUAGAAAUUCUCGGCGUGGCAACUCCACGUGA